Trichoderma aggressivum f. europaeum is the source of this 486-nucleotide messenger RNA. RefSeq lists its product as uncharacterized. The record is from RefSeq and is a predicted model, not a curated record. The transcript is spliced from 4 exons. NCBI's taxonomy places the organism in Eukaryota, Fungi, Ascomycota, Sordariomycetes, Hypocreales, Hypocreaceae. Bases 1 to 486 code for a protein of 161 amino acids.
AUGCAUACUUGGAGUGUGAUGCUAGUGUGCGUCAAAACGGAGGUCUGGCUGCAGAGCCGCAGCGGUCAGGAUGCCAGGCGUAGCGUCGAUGCCUCAAUAGUCGGGAUUUCAGUUGAGAUCGAUCGGGACGCCGACGAUGCGCUUGUGCAAGUUGUUUGGCCGAGCAAGGGGGAGAAGAAGCUGGGAGAUGGAGAAGAAGAAGAAGAAAAUCUUGCAAGUCGACUAAGGGAAGGCGAGAGGAGAGGAGAGGAGAGGCGAGGAGAGAAGGAGCAGGCAUCAGCUGUCAUGGGCUCGAAAGUGGAAAGUGCGCCCUACCGUACAAUACCCGACUGCUAUACGCUCGAGAUGCCUGGGGUCGGUUUUGGGACCCUGUCUAUUAGUACGGAGCACGAGGAGCCCAUCUCGAGACGGCCGUUCCAAUACCGGGACGGGAAGUACUCGCACAGCAGUGGAGAUCGGCAGAAGCUCGACGGCUCAGCGUUCUAG